UAAAUACCGAGGCAGCCACCCACUCCACCAUUAACAAAGCCCCAUCCAUUCAACAAACCUCGAGACGCCUGGCUGACGGAGAAGAGGCACAAGCCGAGGUAACCGGCUCUAGCUUUGCCUCACGCUUGUCUCGGUGGCCGGCCAGCCAUGGCCACCGUGGGGCAGCCUGGCGCCCUGAGAAGGAUCACCGUGCACUACGCCAACUCGCCCACGCGCAGCACGGGAGAAGCAGACCUUGAAGACCUAGACGACGACCUGCUCCAGUUUGUGAUUGCUGAUCUUCUUCCUAAUCAGGAGGGUUUGCACCGAUCGUUCUUGGAAGAACCAUACAGCAACCACAAUCACAUGAUAGGUGCCCCAUCUGAUAAUUCACAGUCACAGCACUACCAUCACCAUGGGGAGAGCAGCACUGCUGCAGCAGAAGCAGCGACUGCUUCCGGAAUUUCAGGAACGGAAGAGCAGAUCGCCUCGGACUUUGAGUACGCCAAGCGGCUGCAGGAGAUGGAGGACCAAGAUGACGAUAUCAGCUGCGUACCCUCUCCAUCAGACUCUGACGAUGACGAUGAUCAUGACCAUAACGACGAAGAGGCUGACAGGCAGGACGGUAAUGAUGAUGAUCCAGACAACAUGACUUAUGAGCAAAGGCAAGCACUCGUGGAAUCUGUGGGCACUGAGGACAGAGGUUUAUCCGAUGAGCUUAUCUCCUAUCUGCAGAAAUGGAAGUACAAGGCAUCAGGGUUUUUCUACAGGAAGACAAACCAUGAAGACUGUACUAUCUGCCUGUCUACUUUCAGACACCGAGAAAGUAUGAUAACGUUGCCGUGUAAGCAUUACUACCACGCAGCUUGUGUCGCCAAAUGGCUCAAGGUCAAUAAGACCUGUCCUGUCUGCAAAUAUGAACCGUUUGGACCUUCCUAGCAUGCGGCAUCGAAGGUUGCAUCAUCUACCUUUUUAGUGCCAAGAAAACUGAAAAUGGAAAAAGAAUCGCAGCUUAAUCCAAAAGGAGGGAAAAAAAGAAAAGGCAAACAAAAAUUAGGAAAUAUAGAUGCUUGAUCACCCAAGGAGAAAAAAACAAAAAAGAAAUGUUUGAUCCUGAUUUCUAACGGCGUUUUUAUUUCUACCUUUGGCUUGUUGGCUUGCGGAUGUACUUAAGAAUCACAAUCACCUGUGGCUUUUUGGCUUGUGGAAAUGUAAUUAAGAAUCACAAUAUUAUAUACUAUUAUGUCCGAAGUUUGUUGUUUUUGCCA
Setaria italica (foxtail millet) is the source of this 1247-nucleotide messenger RNA. Its product is annotated as E3 ubiquitin ligase BIG BROTHER. The record is from RefSeq and is a predicted model, not a curated record. Lineage: Eukaryota; Viridiplantae; Streptophyta; Magnoliopsida; Poales; Poaceae. Bases 148 to 918 code for a protein of 256 amino acids. Gene Ontology annotation, biological process: negative regulation of organ growth; protein ubiquitination. The transcript has 8 exons. Gene Ontology annotation, molecular function: ubiquitin-protein transferase activity; ubiquitin conjugating enzyme binding; zinc ion binding.